CCUACCUAGGGUACUGACUAGGUUAGGUACAUAGUAGUUAUUAGUUAAUUAAUUAUUCGACAAUUUCUCGAUGAUAAUUUCAAUUUACAACAAAAAACUUCUAUUUUUGAUUUAUUAGCCUUUAACUUUCUCUCUUUCUGCAUCAUUUGACUGCGCCAUGCUUUGAAAACCUUCAGGGGAACCCUCGCGCCGGAUACGAACCCCCCACAAUAACCUACUACAUAGUAGGUUGACAGGUACCGACACUGGAGCUUCCCCCUUAUAAAAUACAUGCACAUAGCUCAUCGUAGCUCCGACCUGUAACUUCGCGAAAUCGCAACCACCAAUCAGGAACACAGUCAGCCAACAGUUUUCUUCGUCGCCAGGACUGACAAGAGAGUUAAUAUUUCUUUUCCCGGCCAAUCCGGGGAGGGGGUAAACCUUUUUUACCUAAGCUUUUCUUAUCCUUCUCUUUCCUCUUCCUUCUUUCCUACCCUGAACUACCGAAUCCGUACAAGCUUCGCCCGCCAAUACCAAUGAAGCCGAUAAGAUGCUACUACGUCCAUCGUCAUCCUUACUGACUCUCGUCGCCUUCGCCAUCUGCUUGUUAUGCGGGCCCGCCGAAGCCUCUACCGGCGACAGACUGCCCGAGUUUCGGCAAUGUGUUAAUGUUUGCAUCCGCGAGAACUGCGAUCCGAAUAACGACCCAACCCCCAUUCCCCUCCACCACCGCCUUCUCCUCUGGACCUGCCCGCAAGAAUGCGACUACACCUGCCAGCACAUCGUGACGCAGCGGCGCGUCGCCGCCGGGCUGCCCGUGACGCAGUUCCACGGCAAGUGGCCCUUCAAGCGCUUUCUCGGGAUGCAGGAGCCCUUCUCGGUGCUCUUCAGCAUCGGCAACCUCGUCGCGCACUCGCGCGGCCUCGCCAAGCUGCGCCAGUCCAUCCCCGCUAGCUACCCGCUCCGCCGCUACUACGAGCUGUUCGCCUACCUCAGCAUCGCCACCUGGGUCUGCAGCGCCGUCUUCCACACGCGCGACUUCAAGACGACCGAGCAGCUCGACUACUUCGCCGCCGGCGCCGGCGUCCUCUACGGCAUGUACUACGCGCCCAUCCGCGUCUUCCGCCUCGACCGCCCCACCCCGCGCCGCCGCUCCUUCGUCCGCCUCUGGUCCGUCCUCUGCGCCUCCAUGUACGUCGCCCACGUCGCCUACCUCAAGCUCUGGCGCUGGAACUACACCUACAACAUGGCCGCCAACGUCGUCGUCGGCCUCGUCCAGAACUCCCUCUGGAGCUACUUCUCCCUCCGCAAGUGGUCCCGCAGCCGCCGCACCUGGACCAUCUGGCCCGGCAUCGUCGUCGCCUGGCUCAUGUCCGCCAUGAGCCUCGAGCUGCUCGACUUCCCGCCCCUCUGGGGUGCUAUCGACGCCCAUAGCCUAUGGCACUUGGGCACCAUCGGGCCCAUCAUUUUGUGGUACAAUUUCCUGGUUAAGGAUGCUCAGGACGAUCUAGCGACUAUAGCCAAAACAAAGGAUUUCAAGGCUUGAAAGGUUCGCUAAAAAAAAAAACCGAAAGGAAAAGUUUGGCUAGGAAGUGAGGCAGCUACAUUCGUUGUAUAUCAAGUGUGGUUAUAGCCCAAGGGCGUCAAAAUGCAUUUCAUUGUAAUGGGACUCGUCUUCUGGCGGCAUAGAAAAAGGAUAUCAUCCAUCAUAGAGAGGGAGGAGUUGAAAGGCACUGGUUUGAUCUUCACUGAGAUUCAUCAUUGACUAUCUAAUAUUGUAUAUAAUUUUAUGAUAAAUGACCG
Molecule: messenger RNA, 1782 nt
Organism: Hypoxylon fragiforme
Lineage: Eukaryota; Fungi; Ascomycota; Sordariomycetes; Xylariales; Hypoxylaceae
Product: Per1-domain-containing protein
Exons: 4
Coding region: 530-1525 (331 amino acids)
Biological process (GO): GPI anchor biosynthetic process
Cellular component (GO): endoplasmic reticulum membrane
Molecular function (GO): hydrolase activity, acting on ester bonds
Source: RefSeq, a predicted model, not a curated record